This is a messenger RNA of Insectozyma verbasci, 975 nucleotides long. NCBI's taxonomy places the organism in Eukaryota, Fungi, Ascomycota, Pichiomycetes, Serinales, Debaryomycetaceae. The record is from the annotation of a GenBank genome assembly.
AUGACUGCUCCUAUCAAUUCUUCAUUUAUUAUGAAUCAUACUUGUUUAAGAAUUAAAGAUCCAAAGAUCUCAAUUCCUUUUUAUACUGGUAAAUUUGGUAUGAAAUUAAUUGCAAAGUUUCCGUUUGAAUCAUUUACUUUAUAUAUGUUAAAUUAUGAAACUUCAGAAAAUAAAAAUUUAAAUUGGUCAGCAAGACAAGGUGUAUUAGAAUUAUGUCAUAAUCAUGGUGUUGAAAAUGAUCCAAAUUAUAAAUUAAAUAAUGGUAAUGAUGAUUCUGCGGGUAAAGGUUUUGGUCAUAUUUGUGUAUCAGUAGAUAAUAUUCAAACGUUUCAAGAUCAAUUAUUAGAUAAAAAAGUAGAUUUUAAAAAGAAAUUAACUGAUGGUAGACAAAAAAAUAUUGCUUUUGCUUUGGAUCCAGAUGGUUAUUGGAUUGAAUUAAUUGAAAAUGGAAGUAAUAAAAAAGAUAAUUCUACUGAUUCCUCAACAUAUAAAUUAAAUCAUACAAUGAUCAGAGUUAAAGAUCCUCUAAAAUCAUUAGAUUUUUAUAGAAAUGUGCUUGGUUUUAAAUUAUUAUCAACUAAAAAAUUCCCAGAUGCUAAAUUUGAUUUAUAUUUCUUGAGUUAUAAUCAUGAUGAAAGUUUCAAACAAGAUUCAAUGGAUGGAGCUGAUCAAAGUAAAUUGGAAUCUAUCAUUGAAUUAACUCAUAAUUAUGGUACUGAAAAUGAUCCAGAUUUCAAAUAUCAUAAUGGUAAUUCUACUGAAAAUGGUCAAUUACAAGGUUAUGGUCAUACUUGUAUUAGUUGUAAAGAUCCAGGUACAUUCUGUAAAGAGUUAGAUGAGAAAUAUGAUAAUUUAAAUUGGUCAGUUAAAUGGAAUCAAGGUAAUAUGAAAAAUAUUGCAUUUAUAAGAGAUCCAGAUGGUUAUUCAAUUGAAAUUAUUAGUCAUGAUUUGUUUAAAAAUGAAUCAAAGAUCUAA